UCAAUUCGGACAAUGGGUUUCAGGCAAGCCUCUUGGAGCGAAUGGUAACCGACCGGUGGAAAUAGCGAAACUAACAUAUCUCAAGUUCGAAUUCCGACUCCUCUCAGGUCUCGACCGUAAACCAAAGGCCGGAUCAGUCGAGCAGCCGGCAACGUCUCUGCCAGGACGGCAAAGAAGCUCCGGACCCCGGCCAGGCAGCGACAUCGACGUCAGCGGGUACGAGAUGGCAGAGAUUGGGCCGACUCACCUCCUCGCCCUCAACAAGUUUUCUGCCGCAAGACCGCACCUCCUUCUCCUCACACAAGACGGCUUCAGGAGGCAGCAUGAAGCGCUGGAUAUCCAGGAUUUCACCGCCUUGUGGCAGGUCCUGUCUUCGCUAGGCGGCGGCCGGAAGCGGUACCUGGCCAUCUUCAACUGCGGCAUCGACGGCGGGUGCAGUCGACUGCACAAGCACAUGCAGCUCUUUCCUGCUCCCGACGCCGACAAGUUCGCGCUGUGGCCAGACUCUAGUGAUGGCCCGUCAGUGCAGCAGCAGGUAGCAGCAGGCCUGCCGUUCAAAUGCUUCAUCCAUCGAUUUGAGAAUGGGCUCCCGUUGGCCGACGCCCUUUUGGGAAUUUACCAGACACUUCUCGCCCAGGCCGAGGACGUUCUCGAUCGCAUUCAUGAGAAGAAGUCGGAAGAAACAGGGGCGGACGAGGCGAUACCGCAUAACGUGGUGCUGGACAGGAAUUGGAUCUUGGUUGUUCCGCGACGAGCUGCCGGGGUGAACGGGGCCGAUGCAAACGCGGCCGCUAUGCUGGGAAUGGUGUGGGUGGCCAACGACCAGAAGCUGAGGCCGUGGAUGGAACAUGGGCCAGCUAAUGUGCUGGCUCGCGUUGGUGUGCCGGCUGAUAUUAACUAGAAAGGAAGGCGACAUUCACACCCACCCCUUGGGCGGCCACACAGACUAUUUCGGUAGAUAUCACACGCACAAGACACUUCUCUAUAAUAUUUGGAUUAUGGCAAUACAAGAACCGGAAGGUUUAUACCA
Lasiosphaeria miniovina is the source of this 1030-nucleotide messenger RNA. RefSeq names its product ATP adenylyltransferase-domain-containing protein. The transcript has a single exon. Lineage: Eukaryota; Fungi; Ascomycota; Sordariomycetes; Sordariales; Lasiosphaeriaceae. Gene Ontology annotation, biological process: nucleotide metabolic process. The record is from RefSeq and is a predicted model, not a curated record. Bases 224 to 901 code for a protein of 225 amino acids. Gene Ontology annotation, molecular function: ATP binding; ATP:ADP adenylyltransferase activity.